AUGCUGUGGCGCUACCUCAAUACUCUACUGCUGGGGUCGGCGAUGGAGAACUGGGGCCUUAUUUUGGGAUCGUACGUCUUCAGAAAAAAAAAAUUGAUUAUUUAUUUGUAGAUAUGAGGUUUUAUUGGUCGACAUGGAUUAUGCGACGACUGCACAACUGACUGACGUAGCCGAGGUCACCGCGCACGAAACAGUUCAUCAGGUGCUUUUUUUCAAUCACUCAGUUUAACUUUCUUUUUGCAAAGAUUGCAUCGGUUUCAAAAUUUUCAGACCCUUUUAGAUCACUAAGCCAUUUCAAAAUGAAUAUUUUCAAGACUUAAUAAAACUAAUACUUUGAACUUACAGUGGUUCGGAGACUUGGUGUCCCCGGAUUGGUGGAGCAACCUAUUCCUCAACGAGGCUUUCGCCCAAUAUUGGUACGCCAAUGGAAUCAAUUACACCUUCCCAGAACAAUCAGACUACGCCAUCGUAGGAAAAGACGGUUGAAGAAAUUAUAAAAAUUGAUAUUCAUAGGAUUUCAACCGUUUUCAAACGAAUGCAAUAGCUCUGGAAAUCGACUGCAAUUCGAAAAAUUCGAGACCAGUCAUUUCGGAUGCACCGCCUCUUUUCAGCAACAUCAUUUAUUAUAAGGUAAAAUCGCUUCGUCGGGUAAGAAAAUCCGCAACUCAGAACUUAUCAUUGUUUUCCGAGAAAAAGUGAAUUUUUCGUGCUUGGUUUUUGAUCCAGUAAACAAGUUGAAACGUGUAUUUCCAAUAUAAUCAAUUGGAAAAAAUGCUGUGAGUUGCUGGAAAUCUUUUUUUCGCAAACAUCUCUGACAAAAUUGGUCUGAAGACAUGAAGCGAGUAUUGUCCUGAUUAUUGACUCUGAUAUAUGAAACUUUUUAGUUUUUUCCCGUUUCAGGGAAGCUCACUUCUCAAUCUUCUCAGUAACACUCUGAGUCCGGCUGUCUUACAAACCGGGCUCCAAAACUAUCUGCAAAGCUACAAAUAUUCAAACGCCAAUGCUCAAGAUCUCUGGGCAGCAUUGACUCAGGUAAUUUCACUUAGAUCUUUCAAAAUGCUCCAAAAAUUACAGGCGGCGAGAGACGCUCAGAUGAAGGAUUGGAACGGAAGUCCUCUGGAUGUGUCUUCUUUCAUGGAUCCUUACACUCUUGAGGUGAAGAUCCCCUGGAAUAAAAUUAGAAAUGUUCUAGGCCUCCUAUCCAAUUUUGAAACUCACGUUCAUCAAUGGGAUGGUCUCAUAUGAACAAGUUUCGUGUAUCGGAAAUGGUCUUACUUGGAAUAUUCCAGUGUUUUCACAAACAACUACGGGUGAAGGUGAUUUUCAAAAAAACAUAAUCCUUCAUAUCUGAUGUUUAUUGACCUUCCUUAGAAGAAGAAGAUUUUUUUGAAACCCAUAGCACACAGAAAAAAAAAGUUUUCAUUUCCAUAAAACAGAGGGGCUUGAGCGGAAAAGAUGUAAGUUUUUUCCUGAUGGCUUACAGUUUUCAACUGGUUCGUCGGAGCAAAUGGAAACAGCAAUUCAUGGAACCACACUGUUGGUUCUCCCUAUCAAAUCGACAAUACAAGAAGCAGCGUAAGAAAAAAAAAAUCCAGAAAAUAAUUUAAUUGAUCUCGCAGUCCUACGCACGUGUGCUUUAUGAUGACCAAAGUUGGGCCAAUUUGCUGAAGCAAUUGACCACGAAUCCAAAUGUGUUUGAUCCAAGCACUCGGGCUUCAAUUUUGGAUGACGGACAAUUUUUCGUACAGUAAGAAAUUUGAAAUUUUCGACUUUAUUUUUUGUUAUCGAACGGCUUUAAUUUGAUAAGCACUUUAUUUUUGUUGGUCAAGCUAUACUUGUCUUAUCGCCAGCUUGAAAAAAAAAAUGUAGACGCUUGAACUUCUACUUUUGCUCACUGUUUUGUAAAUCAUUGCAAAAAGUGGAAAAACUUAACUUUUCGAAGUUUUUCAGAAACGAGUUGUGGAACGUGACGCGUUGGCUCGAUCUUUCUCUUUACUUACAAAACGAAUAUUCUUUGGCGCCAUGGAAACAAGCUCUACCUGUUCUGAAGAACUACCUUUCUCGCUUCAGAUAUCAACCUUAUUUUAAUGAAAUCACGGUUAAGACAACCAUCGGAACGAAAAAAAAAUCUGGAACUUGCAGAACUACGUAGCCAGAGUUACUGAGAAUGCUUAUGUUGCUUACGGCUGGAGGAUAACUACAAAAUGGACAAACAAGUAAGAAUAUCAGUAAAAACUCUUCAAGCAACAAGUUUUGAAUAUCUUAAUCUUGAAAUCUAGAAAAAUGCCAGUCAAAUUGAAAAUUAAUUUUAUCUCAAACUUAAAUUCUGCUUAUUUGAAGUCAAUAAACACACUAAAAUGGAUUUUCUUUGAUUGAGUGUGUGCAUUUUUCACAUAUUAUGACAUCCUUGAAACAUAAAAUUGUCCUAUUUUGGAUUAAAAAACUCUCAAGACUAGUUUCCAGUGCUUUGGCCAACGACCUGACUAAUAUUGGUUGUGCGACUGGAUUUACGGAUUGUUCUGAUCUAGCGACUCUUUAUUUCGAAAAGUUCGUGACUACCUGCCAAUACUCGAACUACGGUACUGCUCAGUGUUCAAAGUUUGUCGGGAAUUAAAAAUCACUGUCUGAAGAUUGGGUAAUUUCAGCGUCAGUCCCGAUUUGAGAAAGACCAUGUACUGCUACGGAAACAAAUUGGUUCCAAACGAUCAACUAUUGUUGAACUUGUAUGGCUAUUAUGCCAACAAUGCGACUUAUUUCGAUAGAGAUGGAGAUAACUUACUUCAUGCGUUGGGAUGUACCGGCGACGCAGUUUCGUUGAGAAAGUGGGUUUUGAAGUUUUCUUGAAGUUUGAUAAAAGGAUAUUUUCAAUUGAUUUGGUAUCAAGGUGUCCUGAAACACCUCUGCGUCAAGUUCAUCCCAACAUUAACUUUCACACCCCUCAUAAUUUUCGUGAAACAGUAUUCCCAUGUAUAUCAGUUUUCAAUUUUUUCGAAUUUGAAUCAACUUUUAUGUUUGUAGACUCAUCACGAUGGUCAUUUUCGGCCAGCUCCCAACAAGACUCCUCCGAUACAUUGGCGAAAACAAUAACGACGGCUUGGCUCUUUAUAACUUCUUGAUUUCGAACACUCAACAAGUUGCUCUCAGCAAUAUCGACUUCAAGACAUUUGUUCGGGCGAUGGCUCUCAAUUGGAGCACUGACGACCAAGUACAGAAGGUCCAGCUAAAAAAAAAGGUUUUCACUCAAUCUUUAUGUUUUUUUCAGAUGGAGCACUUCAUGUCGACGGAAGAAUAUCAGCUCUUGAAUGUUCAGCAACAGAAAGAUUGGCGAGAUGAAUCAACUGUCGUUUCCGGAAACAAUUUGUGGAUAGAGACUCACGGGCCGGUUAUUCGAGGCUGGAUCAAUCAGAAUAUCGAAACCACGAAAUAA
Messenger RNA from Caenorhabditis auriculariae, 3427 nucleotides. The record is from the annotation of a GenBank genome assembly. NCBI's taxonomy places the organism in Eukaryota, Metazoa, Nematoda, Chromadorea, Rhabditida, Rhabditidae.